GUCUUUGAUAGGUAGUUGAUAACAGACUUACAGACAGGCUGGCUGACCUUGCUGUAUAUAAAGCAAGCAGCAGCAGUUGCAAAGCCAUUCACGGACAGCAGAGACUUCCGACAACAAGCAACCUCAGUAAGAGCUCACCUAUCUACCUUGUCGACUCUGGAUUUUGCGAAUGCUCAGUAUGGCUGUGUUCUUCGCUGUGGCUCUCCUGACAAUGGCAUGUCCUUUAAUGGCAUUUGACAUGGGUCAGUCCACUCGUUGCGUUGCUAUCCCCAACCAGAUGAAGGUCUGCAAAGAUGUUGGAUACUCUGAGAUGCGGCUGCCCAACUUCUUGGGUCACAGUAACCUGGAAGGCGAGGUGGUGCCACGUUCAGAGGACUGGAGGCCCCUGUUGCAGACAGGCUGCCACCCUCAAGCCCAGGCCUUCCUCUGCUCCCUCAUUGCCCCUGUCUGUCUUGACACUUUUAUCCAGCCAUGCCGUAGUCUGUGUGUGGCAGUGAGGGACAGCUGUGCCCCGGUGCUCGCCUGCCAGGGUCACCCAUGGCCCGAGGCGCUUGAUUGUGAUCGCUUUCCUGCCGAGGAAGACAUGUGCCUUUCUCCCCACGCAAAAUUUAGCCACUUUGCCAAAGGCUUACCCAAACCUGCCUGCCAAAACUGUCCCUCUGUGGAAGAGGCUUCUGCAAUGAAAACAAUCCUGGAUGCUUUUUGCCAGCAUGACUUUGCUGUGACUGCCAAACUUCAUCGCCGUCGCCUACCCAUGGGAGAGCCAGAAUUUGAGGUUGAGGGCCGGGUUGAGUUUAUCCGCCAGGGACCUCUGCUGCCUUAUGACACCCAGCACCUACUCCAGCAGUGGCUCCUCAUCAACAUUCGAUGUGCCAAUGCCCUUGUGCGCCCCGGACGGUCACAGCUUUACGUGCUGACUGGUUCUGUGCAGUCUGAUGGCACCCUUGCUCUCACCCGUCUCUUCCCUUGGCAUAAAAAAGACGCAAACAUUGCAGUGGCCACUCGCAAGUGGAAGCACCACAGAUGUUGAAUGGACUGAUACUUACAUGUAAAAAGUGGAGCUCUGAAUCCGUGUUUGCAGUGUAGAAUCACAUAAGAACAAACUUCUUGCAUGAUUCCACACAUAAAACACACACGCUUUAAAAUCAGGGAGGAAUUUUGAGAUGGAGAGUGUCUUGGCAUUGGGUGUUAGUAAGCUAAAUGGAGAUGUAUAUAAGAACAGAGCUACACUCAGACAUCAAUACCCUUUGCCUCCCGCAGCAGCUCACUACCUCAUCCCUUCUCUGACAGCUCACAGUAAUUGUAUGCACUCAAACCUGUACAUAAUAUUAAUUAAUGUAAAUUGAUUGUAGAUUCUAUUUUCUAUAAGGAUAUUGGUGUAUUUAUGGCAUCUUUUUUAUGUGCAUACUAUGUGGACAAAGAUGACAAUAAAAUAUUUGUUCUGUGAAACUAUA
Messenger RNA from Siniperca chuatsi (mandarin fish), 1454 nucleotides. It is a transcript of the gene szl, whose product is annotated as sizzled. Lineage: Eukaryota; Metazoa; Chordata; Actinopteri; Centrarchiformes; Sinipercidae. Gene Ontology annotation, molecular function: Wnt-protein binding. The record is from RefSeq and is a predicted model, not a curated record. The transcript is spliced from 4 exons. The coding region runs from base 170 to 1030 and encodes 286 amino acids. Gene Ontology annotation, biological process: negative regulation of canonical Wnt signaling pathway; non-canonical Wnt signaling pathway; canonical Wnt signaling pathway.